Xiphophorus couchianus (Monterrey platyfish) is the source of this 4442-nucleotide messenger RNA. RefSeq names its product family with sequence similarity 124B (gene fam124b). Bases 588 to 2144 code for a protein of 518 amino acids. Gene Ontology annotation, cellular component: nucleoplasm. The record is from RefSeq and is a predicted model, not a curated record. The transcript is spliced from 8 exons. NCBI's taxonomy places the organism in Eukaryota, Metazoa, Chordata, Actinopteri, Cyprinodontiformes, Poeciliidae.
UCCUUUGUCCUCCCAUAUUGUGGGACUCAUGCCAUCUGCUCCGUUAUUAUUAUUAUAGGCGGCUUUGGAUUUAAAGUCGCACCUCUCCUUGUGCUCCCUUUCGCUCAGAAUCGACUCCCCAAGCAAACUGCAGGCUAUUUUCUCUAAACGCUGCAACGAAGGUUCCUCCCGGGGUUUUUUUUUUUUUUUUUGCUUCCGUUUUUGUACUUUCUGGAGCGAGUACAUUUCUUUUUAUUCUUAACGUUGUGCGGUUGCCUAGUGACGUCAGUGUCCCAGUAAGAUCCCAGUCUCCCUCGUUUCCCCCACUUUAGAAGGCUGUGGAAACAAAUCGGGAUGUCUCACACUCCUGAGUGGGCUUACUGGAAACACUGCUCAAACUUUAAGCUCGGAGCCCAAAUGUAAGGAGAGUGGACCCGACGAUGUGGCGAAGAGCCGGGGAUGAAAACGUGGACUCCGGAGCUGACACAGCCGAAUGAGAGGAUUGUUGCCCACCAUGACACAAAGUGGCCCAUCAGCUCUCUGUCAUCAGCUUCCAGUCCAUCUCUAAGACAUUGUUGUGGCUUUGAUUAAUAUCUGUCAGCAGCAGAAUGUCGUCGUCUGCUAGUGAGCGCAUGAGUGGCCGGGCCGCGCAGCAGCGCCAACAACAACUCUUGCCGAUAAACCUGCAUCUGCUGUCCAACCCUGGAGAUUCUUUGCUUCUGCAGCAGACGCUGGACCGCCUGCUGCGCUGGCUGUGCCCAAGCCUCCGGAUCUUCCAUGUAUCAGAGAGGGCUUCCCCCUUCAGAGCUCACACUCACCUUCGUCCUGUGGCCGACUACCCUUCUCUGGCCAUCACCUUCUUCCUCCACGAAGCCUACGGAGAGGAGCGGAUCCUCAAAGUCCUGGACUUCUUCCAGCGCCCACCCUGGCAGUACCAUCACACCGAGAGCUGCGGCAGCCGAACCAGAGGGAUCCACAUCACUUCCAGCAGUUCCCCUUCCAACGCCCUGCUGCGGCCCUACCUCCUGCCAAGCAGAGACUUUUACAGCCUGGGCCCCUGCAUGCCUGUGUGGGGGGUGCGACCCGUGCACUGUGGAGGAGAAAUCCUGCGUAUAACACUGUACAGCAGCUAUGACAACUAUGAGGACGCUGUGAGGUUCUACGAGACGAUUCUGCAGCGACAAGCCGAGGAGCAGAAGGCUGGUUUCUGCUGGUUCACCCUCCACGCAGAGCCUGGUCUCUGCCUUCAGCUGGCUUUAAAACAGCUGUCUCCAGGGGUUGGAGUGGAAGCAUGCAGCUCUGCUGUGCUGCAGUUCAGUGUGGAAGAAGUGGGACAGCUGGUCCCCCUGUUGCCCAACCCCUGCGCCCCCAUCAGUAAUACACGCUGGCAGACUGAAGACCUGGAUGGUAACAAGGUUCUCUUUCAAGUGAAGGCUCCAGCUCAACCUCGUCGACCUCUGACCUGUGCAUUCCCUCUCACCUGCCUCAGUUUGCCACCUCAAGGAGUGCAGCUCCGGAGCGACGGAAACGGUUUCCUGCCAUGCGGCCUCACCGCUUCCCUGACGAUGCAAACUCACAGGCAAGGAAUCGGACCUCGCAGCGAGCCGGGUCUUGAGAAGCUGCUUGGAGGAUGUGGAGGAGCAGAAAGUCUGGGGUCAGGCAGCUGCUGCAGCACCCCUCCUGGAAGCUCCUGUUACUCAUCCCAACGCAGCAGCCCCGCUCAGCUCUCCACCUCCAACCACCCCGACUCUCCUCUGCGCCCCUCUGUCACCCGCUCUCUCUCCUAUCUCCUCCUGGAAGAGGAAGAAGAGGAGACCAACGUCGACACUGGAGUCGCCAUCUCUCCCCUCUCGGACACCGCCGUCGCAACCAUCACUCGGUCCUCCUCUUGUGACCUCUUGAGGACUCGUAACUCUGCGAAACCUUCAGUGGUUGGGGCUUCACCUGUGGAGCAGCGGGCCAAGGAAUUAACUAAAUGUUUGCUACAGACUCAUAUUAACCAUCAGGCGCCCUCUGGUGGCUGUAAAGGUGCAGCAGAGGAGAGCAAGACCACUGCAAGGGGACAAAGGACUUCACAGAAGCUGUUGGCAGAGAACAGCACAUCGACAGAACUGUUGUCCGCAUACAUAAACCAUGAGGAGCCAGUCGAUGAGUUCUUUAUCUGAUUUCCCGUCACAUAAUCUGUCCACAGGUCACAGUGGUGCAACCUGAUAAAUGAGGGCCUGUUCUGGAGAACAAAUCGCAGCAAAGUACCUCAGCAGGCGACCCGCUUCGCCCAGAGGUGUCUGAACCCUUUAAGUGGCUUUACUGGUCUUACUGGUUCAUGUUUUACAACAAUGACACUCUCCAGAGACACAGCAACUUUGAGAUUAUGUUAGCAGAAAAGUGCUGACUGUUAAGCUUUUACAAAGUACUUUACAAUAAUAUUCACCUUAAAGUUUUUCUCAAUUUCUAAUGUUGCUAUCAUGAACACCAAUGCAUUUUAUUUGGAUUUCAACUGAUAGACCAGUAUAAAGUAGAGGAUUAUUGGGAAAUUGAAGACAAAUUAUGUUUGUUUUACAAUUUUUUUUUUGUCAUAAAUAAAAAAAAGCAUCAGCUCUAACCAGCAUCCCUUUUACUGCUGAAUGGAAGAAGUCCCACAGCAUGACGCUGCCACCACUGUUUAAAUAUAAGAGUGCUGUGCAAGCUUUCCUCCACUGUUUUGCAUGUGACCUUCUUCCACAUGUUCGCUCGGUCUUCUUAUAACUUGUCAAAAAAAAAAAAUCUUUUGUCUUCCCGCUCUUCCUGUAUGGGUUUGCAGGUGUGCCAUAUUCUUUCCAUUUUCAGAUGUUAAUUUCUGUUAGGAAUUACUGGGACAUCAUUACUAAAGGAAGAAAACUUUGUGCCUGCAGCUAAUAUGAUGAUGCAGCCUUACUUAUAAAGAGUCAUGGAAAUUAAACAGCAAUGGUUGUGAGUCCAUAUGACAACAGUCAGGUAUGAUUGAUAAAGCCAAUUUAUACCUCAAUAAAAUUAUACGUAUAUAGAAUAAAAGUAGUUUUUAACUCUGAUAGAAUUACUGGGACAUCAUUACUAAAAGAAAGAAAACAUACAACACUCUUCAGUGUGGAGGCUGUUAUGAAAAGAAGACUCAGUGAUGAGUAUUUAAUUUGACAGAGGAAGUAUAAAAUGUGUAAUAAGUUGUUUAAAAAGAAACCAUUUUCUAUGGAAAUAUGUUUGUUUAAUAUGUAUGUUUAAUGCUAAUUCAAACACUUUUUUUGUCUUGAGCUCAACUUUUCCAGGUACAAAGAGGAGCCUUCUCCUUUAAGACACAGAGCAAGUGUUGUAAACGAUAAGCCACUGGUUACAGGAUAAACUCUGACCACAGUCGCCUUUGUAUUCCUAAUAUGAAUAAAUAAUGAUGCAGGAAAACUAGAAAGAAAUAUUUUGUUUUUAAAGAGAAAUCUAAAUCAACAGGGGAAAGCUUUCUUGCUUCUUCAAUGUGAAGUACUUUGAAGUCUUCUGGACUAAAUGCUGUACAAGUAGAUGUCAUUUACAAAAAACAGAAACUGACUGCAAGGGCCUGAUUAGUGCAUCUCUAGUCUUAACAACUCUGUAAAUGCUAUUUUUUUAUAAUUUUUUGUUUGGGUUGUCACAGAAAAAAACACAGGGUUCCCACAGCUCAAGUGGAAUAUGAAACAUGAGAGGUAUCUAUGUGGAUUUCUCAGAUGUCUGCUAUUUUUGCCAACUGUUUAAUUUUUUUACUGAAAAAGCAAGUUGAGACACUCCUUUCAGGCAGUGCUAAAAAGUUCAUAUAGGACAGCUAUACAUUUAACAAUGCAACCUUUAUUUAAAUGGAAUUGUCUAUAACUUAACACAUUUACAAAUGUUUCAAAGUCUGAAAAUAACGUUUUUUUUCAGUAAGUAUAAAACAAAAUGUUAAAGUCUCUAGAUAUUUCAAAAUAACACACACUGGAACUGUUAUUACAAACGUGUCUAGUUUUGUUUUAAGCUCACAGAGUUUUAAUAGUUCAUCUAGAGAAUGUCAUCAGGUAUAUUUACAUAUCUGAGAGCUCUGUUGUUUAAAGAACAUGUAUCUUUUAACACAAUGUUGGACAGAGCCGUUUAUUGAAAGCACCACCCCAGCUUACUGCCCUGUAAUACAGCAGCUUGUCAGAGAUGAUCGGUAGCUUUGUGAUCAGGUUGUCAGGUUUGGUUAAUUUACAAACUGAUUAUUUAAAGCAGAAUGUACUACAACAAAACAUUUGAUCUUCUUAAUGUAUCUUAACUCAUUAACUCGGGUUAUAAUAAUAAUGGAAUUAUUCCAUUAUAAUAAUUCUAUAAUAUUCAUGCCUGCCACAUAUCACAUAUGUAUAAAUAAAACAUAACCACUUCACUAUGCCCUCUCUUAUUGCACACAGGCCUAUCACAUGAAAAGAAUUAAAUCCACCAAGUGUCUACUCUUAUAUGUCUGUUGGUUUAAAAAA